Messenger RNA from Paramormyrops kingsleyae, 2896 nucleotides. It is a transcript of the gene ubtd2, whose product is annotated as ubiquitin domain containing 2. Lineage: Eukaryota; Metazoa; Chordata; Actinopteri; Osteoglossiformes; Mormyridae. The record is from RefSeq and is a predicted model, not a curated record. Gene Ontology annotation, molecular function: protein binding.
UUAAUUCCCAUUCUCGCAGCACGCUUCUUGUUGUUCUUACGAAUAAGGAUGGUGGGGGAAGGGUGAUCGUAUCUCUUUUGCACGGCCGCAAGUAAGUCUUGAGUAGGUCUAUUUAAAGCCGCGAUGUCUGCUUUGACCGGCCGAUAGCGCUGCGUUUGUCUUUCCUUGAAAGUGGAAGUGAAAGUGCUUCAGGAAAACUAGAGAGAAAAGCGACCGUUUAAAACAGAAAUGGGUACAGAAAACUGUUGGGGAAAAGUUGAUAGGAGCUGCCGGAGCUGGUUGCAGGGUUGCAUUGCUGCUGCGCUUGGGUGUGUGCAUGUGUGCAUUUACUGCAGGUGACCGCCUUGGCUCUGUGUCGAAGUGAUGGCGACUUAUUACUUAAAGAAAACAGUCCGAUCGGUUCCUGGAUACAGGGACUGUGGAGCCUGUGACUAUGAUGUGUUGUGGGACAGCGUUGUUGUUGUUUUUUUUUGUCAUAUUGUUUAUCAGUCGUCUCUUUCUUAUAGUGAAACUGCAGUUAUGCUAGUCAUCCAAGGGAAGACAUUGUAGGUUUAAAUGUAGCAUCCCCUCCCCAAAAAAAAAAAAACAAUAAAUAAAAUAGUUACCCUGAAAUGGGCCGUAUCUAUACAGUAUUGCUCUUGUAUUUAGAUCUUCAGAACUUUAAACACUGAAUAGAAGCGCAGGCAUCUGUGCAACCGCGCACAAAACGUGAACAAUUGAGAUUGGCUUCGCAGUGCUCGCUCAAGCUCUCGGCCUUGGGGCUGGAAUUAAAAUGAUAUAUCCAAGCCCUCCGUACACGUUACCAGCAAGCCAGGCGACAUCCUGCAAGUAAAUUGGCCUGCUUUGUGAUAGGCAAGAAGGAUGUUAACUAUGCAAAGACGACUAUUUCCUCUCCAUUGGGAUAUCUGUUCUGCUUACAUUCUAACGAAUGCGCUUGUUCUGCGUCUCCAGGAAAUAUUCUGUCAUUUAGCAGUAAAUGCUGACUUUGUUGUCUGUGUAAAAUGGAUCCAGGUGUUUUCCACUGCCUGAAUGGCCCCAAAGCGCUUAACAAAGAAUCAGACACUGGGUUUGUUCAGUAUUGUUUGCAUUCGUUUGGUCCUGUCUGGACACCUGCAGUAAUCUGAUAUUCUUAUCUUCCAGGCUUAGUACGUUUGUCCAGCAAUCAUGUCUUAUGUACCCAUUUUUAAUAAACAGUUAUGUGAGACUGGGUCAUAGGCAGCCUGAGGUCUAUACCAGCCGGCUCGGCGUACACCCAGAACAGGAUGUUGGUCCAUUGUAUGGCUGACAGACAUCAGUACUCGCUGCAGACAAUGUAGAGACAAUAACCAGUCUUUAUACUCUGGGAGGAAAUUCGCCCACACGUACACACGCAGCCGGGGCAGGAAUCGAACCCGCAACCAUGGAGAUGUGAGGUCACAUUGCUCUCCAGCGAAUCAUAUGGAUCAUCUGUCACCGCUGCAAUCGCUCUGGGUCGCAACCAGCCCCUGAAGCGGGACAAGCCCCGAUGGAAGAGCGACUACCCCAUGACAGACGGCCAGCUGCGCAGCAAGCGAGAUGAGUUCUGGGACACGGCGCCGGCCUUCGAGGGCCGCAAGGAGAUCUGGGACGCACUGCGCGCCGCCGCCAGCGCCUUCGAGAGCAACGACCACGAGCUGGCGCAGGCCAUCGUCGACGGGGCCAGCAUUACGCUUCCACACGGCGCCCUUACGGAGUGCUAUGAUGAGCUGGGCAAUCGAUACCAGCUCCCCGUCUACUGCCUGGCCCCGCCCAUCAACAUGAUUGAGGAGAAGAGCGACCUGGAGGUGCCCGACGUGCCCGAGCCGCCGCCCAACUCGGGCCAGGAGUGCCAGCUGCGCCUGCGCCUCUCCACGGGCAAGGACCUGCGGCUGGCCGUGCGCUCCACCGACUCCGUGCAGCACAUGAAGCGCCGCCUGCAGGCCGAAGAGGGCGUCGCGCCCGCCAGCCAGCGCUGGUUCUUCUCGGGCCGGCCGCUGACGGACAGAAUGAAGCUGGAGGAGCUGAAGAUCUCCAGGGACUACGUGGUGCAGGUGAUCAUCAGCCAGCCACCCCCUCAGAACCCCACGCCUGUGGAGAACUAGAACCUGGAUGCACUUGCUGGCACGGAACCGGACUGCGCGGAACAGAAUAACACUCUGCGAGACUAUCUGCUAUUACUAUUGUUAUUAUUGAUAUUAUUAUAAUUAUUAUUGUCAUCGAUGUCGUUAUUAUUGUAUUUUAGGAGUUUUUUCAAUUUUUACGCCUGUCUUUAUACCGCUCAUUCCUCUCUUGUCGAACUUUCUAUACGCACAGAGCUGUGCGGUUUUUAACGUGACUUCGCAGGCCGAUCUCCACGGCAACAAGCGGGGCGGCUCACGACGCUGCCUAGUCCUACCUUUUUAAAUUCGCCGGGACUGUUUUAUUCUUUAACUAAACCAAAAAGCGCUGCCGGGGUAUUUGAUGUCGGGACAAAGAGGAAAAUCCGUGGUAUGAGCCCCUGCGAUGUUUUUUUUUUUUGGUUUGGGAAUUUCAGAAUCGAUGUUUUUCUCCUGACGGUGAACGAAGCUGGUUUCACUGAAUGACUGGACUUGUACCACAAAGGGUGAUCUACACCUAUAUCUCCACCCUUUAGUAAAGCGAAGGAGAGGGUCACAACUUUUAAAAUCACUUGAUUGUUAAACUUGGGGGGUGGGAAUAAUAAGCUAAUAAGCUUUUAAGUUAAUGUCCGGCUUUGUAGAGCUGACUGCCACCUCGUUCUGCUCGUAUACCUGUGGGGGGGUGUAGGGGUUCAGGCUGUACAUGCGGUCGAGCUGAAGGUCUUAUAACUUUUGAAUCUGUUGUCAAGAAGUCGAGUUACGUGGCACAUUGACAAGAUUUUAUAGUAAAUCAUUUACCCAUA